Anthonomus grandis grandis is the source of this 1852-nucleotide messenger RNA. Its product is annotated as nose resistant to fluoxetine protein 6-like. The transcript has 8 exons. The record is from RefSeq and is a predicted model, not a curated record. Bases 1 to 1692 code for a protein of 563 amino acids. Gene Ontology annotation, molecular function: acyltransferase activity, transferring groups other than amino-acyl groups. Lineage: Eukaryota; Metazoa; Arthropoda; Insecta; Coleoptera; Curculionidae.
AUGAAACAGGGCCUUAUAUUGAAUCAGAUUUUAAAUACGUAUGGAUUAAGUGAUGUCAGUAGCAAUAUGUGCAGAAAUCACAUAGAUGAGUUUAAAUUGGCACUGAGGGCCUUGGAGCCUUGGGCUUUAAAAAUGUUUGACGCGUCUUCGAAGCUAAUGCCAGGAAUUCUGGCUGGAAACCUAGCAGAGUUGGGCAGUUAUAAAGAAUGUCUCAGUAUUUCUGAGGACACAAUUUAUGGCCCUAUAAAAGGGCGUCAUUGCACGUUGCACAUUCAUCCUGCGGAUAAACUUAUAAAGAUCGUUGUGGGAUUCAAAAAGCCAAUUUCUGAUAUGCAUUUUAGAAAUCUUAAAAACAACAUCUUAGAUGAGGUCAAAAUCAUAUGGUCAGUAUGUGUUCCUGAUUCCUGCUCUUACAAGGAUGUACUACAUCAUUUUAACAAAAGUAUUCUAGACGUUACCGAAGGUUUAAAUUUAACGUUAUCCCUAAAAGAGACCCAAUGCUCUACAGCAGAAGAUACUCCUGAAUUUAGUGGUGCUGACUUAGCUUAUUUUGUCUGCAUUGGCUCCAUAAUUAUUAUAGUAUGUAUAUCGACAAUACUAGACUUAUUUCUUGCAAAAGAUUCUAUACCAGAAACUGCAAGUUUAUUUUCCUUAAAACGUAAUAGCAAAAUUUUGUUUUGUACUAAGGCCAAAAAAGAUGAUAUUUCAUGUUUACAUGGUCUAAGAUUUCUUAGCAUGUGUCUUAUUGUAUAUGGCCAUCGUUAUAUACAUAAUAUGGCCACACCAAUAGUAAAUUAUAUGGAUUUACUUGAGUGGCUAGAAUCGUAUUACAGUACCACAGUUCAUGGAGGAACUACUACUGUGGACACCUUCUUGCUAAUAUCAGCCACACUACUUAGCUAUGGAUACUUUAAUAUUACUUCCAAGGGGGUUAAGAUAAAUCUAUUUUUCUUUUACUUAAGUAGACAUUUAAGACUUUUGGUACCAUUACUUCUGGCUGUAAGCACUGUGACAUUAAUGACCAAACAUUUUGGUGGAGGUCCAUUUUACCAAAACCUCAAUUCUUACAAUGAAAUAACUUGUGGGUACUUCUGGUGGAGUGCUUUACUCUAUUUACAGCCAUUCGUUAACCCAAAAAGUGUGUGCAUCGUACAAACCUGGUACCUAAGUGUGGAUAUGUUUUGGUACUAUUGUUCACCCAUAUUACUAAUGACUAUAGGAAGAAGCCAUAAAAUGGGCUAUAUAGUCUUGUCUAUUAUCUACAUAAUUUGUACCAUUAUAAACUUCUCUAUUGCCUGGGAAAAUCAAUUUAACGGACAAAUGCCUGUAACACCAAACCUUCUUAGUACGGACUACUUUAGUAGGCAUUAUAUUCAGCCUAUUAUACGAGGCGGACCGUAUAUUUUAGGUCUCGUGUUCGGCCAUAUUUUGUUUAAAACAAAAGGGCGGACAAUUAAAAUAUCACUGUGUAUGAAAAUGGUCGGCUGGAUUAUGGUUUCGGUUUGUAUGCCUUCAAUUGUAAUAAUAACUCGCUUAUUUCGGUUGGACGGUUUCACGUAUAACAGAACAUUUGCGUCAUUAUUCCUCGCUUUUCAUCGGUCCGCUUGGACCGUUUGCAUCAUGUGGAUUAUUUGGUCUUGUCAGCAUACGAAGGAUGGUAAGAUUAUUAAAUUGUUAUGCUUAAGCAUAUAAAUUAUAGCGUUAAAGCUUAGUUGCUUAUGGCCUAAUAGGAAAUAUAAAAUUUACUAUUUUUGCUUAAUCAGUAAUAUAGAGUGGGUUCAAGAUAAGAAUGUUUACCAUGAGUAUUUUGGAAAAUAAAAGGAAUAGAAAGAUUUUUUACCUUAAAAAGAAU